AUCAGCAAACACCUAAAUUACAUAACUUUACCCUCCACUAUCAAAAGUUACAUCCAGCCACCCCACUACUCUACAAUCUUGUCGUGUUAACCCCCACAAUUGUUGAAAAUCUUUUAUAAAACCCAUUAAAUAGAUUCUAAAACCUCCAGAAUUCACUAAUUCCAGCUUGAAGAACAAAAAUGUACGUGACGAGGACACUGUCGCAGUUCAGAAAAUACCAGAAGACGCUCUCGGAGGAAUCACCGGAAGGUCCAUUCUCCGGCGUUCUGGUAAUUACAGACGAAGAAGCAGAAACAGAGGAUACGUUCUGUUUCGGUUUAUGUAAGAGAACAAAAAUCGAGAAGCUUCCGUUCCCUCAAGACAAGAUCUUAUCAGUUGUUCACACAGACAGUUCUGGAAACAGAGAGACUUCAGUUAAGAAGGUCUUGUUCAUACCGGCUCUCGAUCAACCAUUGUCUUCAAAUCGGUAUUACGUUGUUCACGCUAGAGGCAGACACAAAGGGAAAGUUUGUGUGUGUUCUAGGGAGAUAGAGAAAGGGUUAUGUUGUUUUCCAGAUAUCUUGCAUGACAAGAAACCGAAACCUUUGGAUCCAAGAAACUUAUAUCAGACAGUUAAGAUCAACCGGCAUCACGAGCGGACGUUCUAUGCGAAAUCCGUAGCUCCAGAUGGCACACCACCUUCAUUUCUCAAGAAGAAAGGAUGGGAACUACGAACCUCGAGGAGCCUGCAUCCGAAGAGACCUAGAGAAGCUCUAGGCCUUGAUGAUGAGCUAAGAGCCCGCCUCCCUGAAUUCAAUUUCCCCAUCUCAAUAAUUCGGUCCGGUAGCGUGAUAGUAGGAGAAUGGUAUUGCCCGUUUAUGUUUGUGAAGGAGAAUUGUAGUGUAAGUCACCAAAUGAAGAAGUCAAUGUUCUAUAGGAUGACAUUAACCCAAUAUUGGGAACGGAUCUACCAUUGUGAAAACAAUAACUUGAAUGAAACCAACAACGAAGAUCUUGACGAAAACAAUGAUGAAAAUGAAGAAGAAGUGGUGAGAGUAGAUGCAAACGUGGUGAGAGAGGCAAGCUAUGUGAUGGGUAUGGAGGCGGUUAAAGGGGAUAAAGAAGGGCAUGGAGGUUUUUAUUGGUAUAGGCCGGUUCAAUGUUUGCGAGGACCGAGAGAGAGGAGGAGAAAGACUGGUUUAGGGUCUGCGGUGGGGCUAAGUUUCGCGGUGGUGGAAAGAAUGACAAGGGUAAUGGAGGAAGGAGGAUGGGUGGGUGGAGGAAGGAAGGUGGUGAGAGUGGAGAGAGAUGAGCAAAUUAGGGUUUCCAGAAGAGAUUUUGUGGAUAUGAAUGGAAACAAUGGAAGAGAUUGGAGGAGAUUUGGGUGUUAUGUGUUGGUGGAGAGUUUCGGGUUGAGAAGGGCUGAUGGAGUUUUGUUGAUUAAAUGUGUAUAUAGACAUACUCAAAGACUGAGAUGUAAAUGGGAUUGACUCGUUUAUGCUAUAACAACACUCUUUCGGUUUUACAAAAAGAAAGGGGGGGGUUCUAUAAUCAUUAAAAAUUGUACAUUAAAAAUCAGGAAAAGUAACAAAUUCUACUUGUAGAAAAAGACUCCAAAGUUUAAAUAAAACUGGAUAAAGAAAUUAAUGAAAAAUCCUUCUUGU
This is a messenger RNA of Thlaspi arvense, 1643 nucleotides long. Lineage: Eukaryota; Viridiplantae; Streptophyta; Magnoliopsida; Brassicales; Brassicaceae. The record is from the annotation of a GenBank genome assembly.